CCUUAAUGUAAAACGGAUUCAUUCUUCGCAGUGCUAAGUUUAUGUUGUAUAUAUCAAAGAUGUGGUUUGGUUUUCUUGUUCUGUGCCUGUGCGCGAUGGAAAUAUCAAAUGAUGUUUAUGGUGGAAGGAUAAACCAUGUAUAUCUGAAAACAUUGAGCCAAGGUAAUAUCCGAAGUAGCAUUACAGCUCAAAUCUACAAUUAUUAUACAAAAUUGACAUCAUUUGGAUUGAUACCAACCUUAAAAGACAAUCGAACCAGUUUUUGGGUAAAGUCAUGUCGUGAUACAUGUAUCCUGUUGUCCGAUACAGAAACAUUACUGUCUAAUGUUUUCUAUGAAAUAUGUUUUGCACAGAUCAAUAGAAUGUUGAACAUAUGGCGAGGGAAUGCAGACGGUUCUACAAGCGAAAUGGGAAACUUGGUGAAAACUUCUCUUCUCGAUUGCACUGGAGGAUUUUCCAACAUUUGGGUUUUCUGGAAUGAUGGUCAGAUUUAUAUCGGAGUAGAUUCCGAAAUGGAUGAAGAAAACAGUUUAGUCCUGGCAACUGACAACCAGCCCUUUGACAUACGUGGAAUUGGAAUAAUAACAACAUUCAGUAUUGAUGGUAUAUGGAAAAUGAACAUUCAAGCACGUCCUACUGGAUAUUUCUGUGGUGUGUCCAACACUAGAGCACCAAUAACCUUUUUAAGUGUAUCAACCCAAAGGAUCAGAACAAAUUGUGCUUUAGAAUGUGACAGAAGUGAUGAUUGUCUUGGGUUCAAUUACCGUACAACGGGAACAGAGAACUGUGAGAUUAUUGACGGGGCACAACUUGUGGUAACAGAGUUUGCUAAUGAUUGGAAGUUCUACUCUAAAUGUUUGCAAGACAAGAACAUUUGUUUUUCAUGUCGUGUUAACUAAGUUGGAAAAGACAACUUGU
Messenger RNA from Mytilus trossulus (common blue mussel), 918 nucleotides. RefSeq lists its product as uncharacterized. The record is from RefSeq and is a predicted model, not a curated record. Lineage: Eukaryota; Metazoa; Mollusca; Bivalvia; Mytilida; Mytilidae. Bases 42 to 899 code for a protein of 285 amino acids. The transcript has 3 exons.